AUGGAAGAAGAAAAGAAGAAUGAAAUUCUAGAGUCAACAGCCAUCACCUAUAGUGAUGCGACAGAUAUAGAUCCUGCUCCUUCUUAUAUAGAACAUGCUGACACUCAAGGUCCUGAACCCACAGAUGAAGAUUGGGCUGAAUUACCUGAAGUAGCUGAUUCAAUCCCCAAGGCUGCAUUUUUGGUCAUUCUAGUCGAGUUUUGUGAAAGAUUCACUUACUAUGGUCUCUCCGGACCCUUUCAAAACUACAUUCAGAAUCCUGAGCCCCCAUCAUAUCCCGCCGAGCUACCUGGUGCUAUGGGCAAAGGUCAACAAACUGCUACUUCAUUAACUACCUUUUUCCAGUUCUGGUGCUAUAUCACUCCUGUAUUUGGUGCUAUUGUUGCUGAUCAGUUUUGGGGUAAAUACAAGACAAUUCUUGUAUUCGCCAUUGUCUACUUUGUCGGUUUAAUCAUCUUGACUCUCACAUCCAUUCCUCCGGGUAUUGCAAGCGGCGCCGCUUUUCCCGGUUACAUUGUAGCUAUCAUUAUCAUCGGUCUUGCUACGGGUGGUAUUAAGGCUAAUGUAUCUCCUUUGGUCGCUGAGCAAUACCGUAGUAAAUCCGCCUAUGUGAAAACCCUCAAGAAUGGCAAACGUGUCAUUGUCACUCCUCAAGUUACUUAUCAAAAGAUUUUCAACUACUUUUAUUUUUCUAUCAAUAUUGGUUCUCUCUCGGCCAUUGCCACUACCGAAUUGGAGAAGAAUGUCGGUUUCUGGCCAGCCUUCCUCUUGCCUACACUCAUGUUUAUUCCAGCAGUCGUUAUUGUCCUUCUCGGUCGUAAGCAUUACGUGCAAACUCCUCCUCGUGGCUCCGUAUUCAUGGAGGCAGGUAAACUAUUCUGGCUCGCCAUCAAGACCAAAAGCUUGGAGGCCUGUAAACCCUCUAAUCUCACUCGCAGUCGCCCCGAAUUGGUUGAAAAAUGUACUUGGGAUGAUGUGUUCGUCGAUGAGCUGAAGCGUACCUUGAAGGCAUGUGUCGUAUUUUGUUGGUUCCCCAUCUACUGGUUAUGCUAUUCUCAAAUGACCAACAAUUUGGUUUCUAUGGCUGGUACCAUGAUGACUGGCAAUGUUCCCAACGAUAUCAUGCAAAAUAUUGAUCCCAUCGCUUUGAUUAUCUUGAUUCCCCUUAUGGACAAAUUAUUCUAUCCUUUCCUCCGUAAAGUGAAUAUUCCCAUGCGUCCGAUUACUCGUAUCACCUGCGGUUUCUUCUUUGCUGCCGCAUCCAUGGGCUAUACUGCUGGUAUUCAAGCCAAGGUGUAUGCUUCUCCUCCUUACUAUGAUGAUCCUCAAGGUAGACAAAACUGGAUUUCUGCAGCUUAUUUGAUCCCCUCUUAUGUCUUGAUCGCCAUCUCUGAAGUGUUUGCUUCUAUCACUGGUAUGGAAUUGGCCUACAAGAAGGCUCCUCAGUCUAUGAAGUCUAUUGUUAUGGCUCUGUUCUUGCUCACCAAUUGUUUUGCCUCUAUCAUUGCUUUUGCUUUGGUUUCCGUUACUGUCGAUCCCAAGUUGGUCUGGAUGUACACUGGUAUUUGUGGCGCUAUGUUUAUCUGUACUAUUCUCUUUUAUAUCUGUCACCACAAGAUGGAUGAAACUGAUGCCGCUGAAGAUGCCAUUCAACGUGAUGUUGAGAACAUUCAGAAGCAAGCUGUCCUUGAUGAAGAAGAAGUUGUUGUUGAAUAUGAAGCUCAGAAGAAUAUCUAA
Mucor velutinosus is the source of this 1737-nucleotide messenger RNA. Its product is annotated as Alpha subunit of the F1 sector of mitochondrial F1F0 ATP synthase. Gene Ontology annotation, cellular component: fungal-type vacuole; plasma membrane. Gene Ontology annotation, molecular function: tripeptide transmembrane transporter activity. Gene Ontology annotation, biological process: transmembrane transport; oligopeptide transport. The record is from RefSeq and is a predicted model, not a curated record. The transcript is spliced from 3 exons. Lineage: Eukaryota; Fungi; Mucoromycota; Mucoromycetes; Mucorales; Mucoraceae. The coding region runs from base 1 to 1737 and encodes 578 amino acids.